Schistocerca cancellata (South American locust) is the source of this 613-nucleotide messenger RNA. It is a transcript of the gene Phf5a, whose product is annotated as PHD finger-like domain-containing protein 5A. Gene Ontology annotation, cellular component: U2 snRNP; catalytic step 2 spliceosome; precatalytic spliceosome. Lineage: Eukaryota; Metazoa; Arthropoda; Insecta; Orthoptera; Acrididae. The record is from RefSeq and is a predicted model, not a curated record. Gene Ontology annotation, biological process: mRNA splicing, via spliceosome. The transcript is spliced from 3 exons. The coding region runs from base 163 to 495 and encodes 110 amino acids.
AUCUUGACAUAACCGAUUGAGUAUCUUUGAAUUGUUUAGUACUUCGACGUGUGUUUACAAUGUUGUCAGUUGUUUUACGUUUGUAAAUUUGUAACACAUUUAUAGAAGGUGAAUUGUGUGCUGGAAUUCGUACAAUUUGGAAACGAAGAGUAACGCCUAAUAAUGGCUAAACAUCAUCCAGAUUUGAUAUUUUGCCGAAAACAGCCUGGCGUCGCUAUUGGACGCCUGUGUGAGAAAUGUGAUGGGAAGUGCGUUAUUUGUGACUCCUACGUGCGGCCCUGUACGCUGGUGCGUAUUUGUGACGAGUGUAACUACGGGUCCUACCAAGGCCGAUGUGUGAUUUGUGGAGGACCUGGGGUUUCUGAUGCUUAUUACUGCAAGGAAUGUACGAUACAGGAAAAAGAUAGAGAUGGCUGCCCCAAAAUAGUUAAUCUGGGCAGUUCGAAGACUGAUUUGUUCUAUGAACGGAAAAAGUAUGGCUUUAAGAGAAGAUGAAAUGUGGAACAUAACAGUUUUGGGCACUGUCUGAAAUGGAGUAUGAUGUAUGUUUUGCUGUAUUUAAUGUAUUUUUUGUUUGAUGUUUUGUGUAAAUAAAUUGACAAAUUCAACAGUA